Elephantulus edwardii (Cape elephant shrew) is the source of this 2364-nucleotide messenger RNA. It is a transcript of the gene ALDH3A1, whose product is annotated as aldehyde dehydrogenase 3 family, member A1. Gene Ontology annotation, biological process: aldehyde metabolic process. The record is from RefSeq and is a predicted model, not a curated record. Gene Ontology annotation, cellular component: cytoplasm. Lineage: Eukaryota; Metazoa; Chordata; Mammalia; Macroscelidea; Macroscelididae. The transcript has 10 exons. Gene Ontology annotation, molecular function: RNA binding; aldehyde dehydrogenase (NAD+) activity.
AUGAGCAAAGUCAGCGAAGCAGUGAAGCGGGCCAGGGCCGCCUUCAGCUCCGGCAGGACGCGCCCCUUGCAGUUCCGUGUGCAGCAGCUGGAGGCGCUACGGCGUAUGAUCAAGGACUGUGAAAAGGACAUCGCGGGGGCAUUGGCCGCGGACCUCAGUAAGAAUGAAUGGAAUAGCUAUUAUGAAGAGGUGGUAUAUGUCCUGGAGGAGAUUGAUUACAUGAUCAAGAAUCUCCCCAAGUGGGCCGAGGAUGAACCUGUGGAGAAGACUUCUAAGACCCAGCAGGACGAGUCCUACAUCCACUCAGAACCUCUGGGCGUGGUCCUUAUCAUCGGCACCUGGAACUAUCCCUUCAACUUGACCAUCCAGCCCAUGGUGGGCGCCGUUGCUGCAGGGAAUGCUGUGGUUCUCAAGCCCUCGGAACUGAGUGAGAAUGUUGCAAGCCUGCUGGGCACCAUCAUCCCUCGGUACCUGGACAAGGAUCUGUAUCCAGUGAUCAAUGGAGGUGUCCCUGAGACCACAGAGCUGCUCAAGGAAAGAUUUGACCACAUCUUGUACACAGGUAGCACAGGUGUGGGGAAGAUUGUUAUGGCGGCGGCUGCCAAGCACUUGACCCCUGUGACACUAGAGCUGGGCGGAAAGAGCCCAUGCUAUGUGGACAAGGACUGUGACCUGGACAUUGCCUGCAGGCGCAUCACCUGGGGGAAGUUCAUGAACAGUGGCCAGACUUGUGUGGCCCCGGACUAUAUCCUGUGUCACCCCACUAUCCAAGGCCAAAUUGUGGAAAAGCUCAAAAAGUGCUUGAAAGAAUUCUAUGGGGAAGACGCCCAGAAGUCCAGUGACUAUGGGAGGAUCAUCAACUCCCGCCACUUCCAAAGGGUCAUGGGUUUGAUAGAGGGCCAGAAAGUUGCCCAUGGUGGCACCGGGGAUGCGGCUGCCCACUACAUAGCCCCAACCAUCCUCAUAGAUGUGGAUCCCCAGUCUCCAGUGAUGCAGGAAGAGAUAUUCGGACCAGUGUUGCCCAUUGUGUGUGUGGGUAGUCUGGAUGAAGCCAUCCAAUUUGUCAACCAUCGUGAAAAGCCCCUGGCUCUCUAUGUAUUCUCCCGCAACAACCAGGUAAUUAAGAAGAUGAUUGCAGAGACUUCUAGCGGUGGGGUGACUGCCAAUGAUGUCAUCGUCCAUAUCACUGUGCACUCGCUGCCCUUUGGGGGUGUGGGGCACAGUGGCAUGGGAUCCUACCAUGGCAAGAAGAGCUUCGAGACCUUCUCCCACCGCCGCUCUUGCCUGGUGAGGUCUCUGUUGAAUGAUGAGGCGCAGAAAGCCAGAUACCCACCAAGCCCAUCCAAGGUGAGAGAUGGGGUGAUGAUUAAGUGGGGCUUUCUGCUGGAGAACGCUGCUGAGGAAGCAUCGCAAAAGAGUAUAUUCCCACCGCCGCCAUGUCGAAGUCAGAGUCUCCUAAAGAGCCACUUCAAGACGACGGAUGAAAGUAUGAGGAGCCAUUUUGAGCAAUGGGGGACGCUCAUGGACUGUGUGGUAAUGAGAAAUCCAAAUACCAAGCGCUCCAGAGGCUUUGGCUUUGUCACAUACUCAACUGUGGAAGAGGUGGAUGCAGCCAUGAAUGCAAGGCCCCACAAGGUAGAUGGAAGGGUGGUGGAAGCCAAGAGGGCUGUCUCCAGAGAAGAUUCUCAAAGACCAGGUGCCCACUUAACUGUGAAAAAGAUCUUUGUUGGUGGAAUUAAAGAAGACACUGAAGAACAUCACUUAAGAGAUUAUUUUGAGCAGUACGGGAAAAUUGAAGUGAUUGAAAUCAUGACUGAGCGAGGCAGUGGCAAGAAAAGGGGCUUUGCUUUUGUAACUUUUGAUGACCAUGAUUCUGUAGAUAAAAUCGUUAUUCAGAAAUACCAUACUGUGAAUGGUCACAAUUGUGAAGUGAGGAAAGCCCUGUCAAAGCAAGAGAUGGCCAGUGCCUCUUCCAGCCAGAGAGCUCGAAGUGGUUCUGGAAACUUUGGUGGUGGCCGUGGAGGUGGUUUUGGUGGGAAUUACAACUUUGGUCGAGGAGGAAACUUCAGUGGAUGAGGUGGCUUUGGUGGCAGUCGUGGCGGUGGAGGAUAUGGAGGCAGUGGAGAUGGUUAUAAUGGAUUUGGUAAUGAUGGAAGCAACUUUGGAGGUGGUGGAAACUACAAUGAUUUUGGCAAUGACAACAAUCAAUCUUCAAAUUUUGGACCCAUGAAGGGAGGAAAUUUUGGAGGCAGAAGCUCUGGCCCUUACGGUGGUGGUGGCCAAUAUUUUGCCAAACCACGAAACCAAGGUGGCUAUGGUGGUUCAAGUAGCAGCAGCAGCUAUGGCAGUGGCAGACGGUUUUAG